This is a messenger RNA of Chroicocephalus ridibundus (black-headed gull), 5148 nucleotides long. RefSeq names its product nuclear envelope integral membrane protein 2 (gene NEMP2). The transcript has 9 exons. Gene Ontology annotation, cellular component: nuclear envelope. Bases 656 to 2014 code for a protein of 452 amino acids. NCBI's taxonomy places the organism in Eukaryota, Metazoa, Chordata, Aves, Charadriiformes, Laridae. The record is from RefSeq and is a predicted model, not a curated record.
GUGGCUGGCUCCAGCACCAGCUGCUGAUGCUGGUGGCCUGGCUUGGCGUCUCCCUCCGGCUGGUCGGGAAGGGGGCAUGGGGAACCGCCUGCGUCGGAGGGCAAACAUUAGCUCUCUGUUCAGCUGGGGUGGCUGCCUUGCUGAGGCGCGAGAAGCGUCACAAGCCGCUCACGUCUGGUUUUGGACCAAUUUAUAUCUUGGCCGACAAGGGCAGUCAACGUUCCUUCAGCCAGCCAGGCUGGCGGAGGCAGGACCACAGCCCCAGGAAACGCCUUUGCUAGGCCGUUACACUCACAGGAUUUUUCUUUUUCUUUCCAAGCGCAGACUCCGAACUCCCCUGAAGCCCUAAAACUCAAGUGGGAGAACCAAACUGUAGAGUGGGACCGGCCAGAAGAGGUGCUGUGGGGCCGCCCCUGCCUCCGGGCUGGCCGCUGCCCGAGACCGGGGCUCCCGCCUGCUCCCCGCACAAGUGUUUAGGAUAGACCGUGUUGAACCCCCUGCCCGGGGCCUGUCACCGCCGUGGCCCUGGCGGGGAAGGAGGAGGAGGAGAAGGGCGGCGGGGGAGCGCAGGGCCGCGCCGCCCCUUCCUCACGCCGGGGCCCGCCCUCGCCGCGACCGUUGGGGCGAGGCCGGAGGCGGCGGCGGUGGCCGCCACAUGAGUCCGGCGGGGCCGCCCCGCCGCCAGGCCCGGCCGGUGCCGGGGCUGCUCCUCCUCCUCCUGGCGCUGGCCGGGGGCAGCGGGGAGGCGCCGUCAGCAGGUAGAAACUGUAGCUUUCUGCAGGAAAUGGAUGUCAUUCAGAAACGGGAUGAAAAGUGUUAUUGCUAUGUGCAAAACAGAACCUUUCACUUACAGUACGUUUGGUCAACUCUUCAGGUAAAAGUUAACAGCACAGAAAUGUUCAGGUUUGAACCUCUUUCGGAAAAAAGCAACUGUCGUAAUUCAGAAACUGUUUUUGAGUUUGCUGCAUGUGCUGUUCAAAUCUUCUGGAAACCAGAGACAUCUACAGAAACUUUCAUAAGCAUAAAACAAUAUGGAGACGAUAUUUGUUUCAAAAUACAGCCCUUCAAAACCGAACUGUACACUGUGAGUGUGAAACGAGAAAUGCUAGAUGGAAAGCUCUUGUUUUUGUUUGUAGCUGGAAUUUUUCUGUUCCAUUUUGCAAACAGCCUGAGCAGGAGUACCAAGUUCUUUUACCUUUCUGGAAUAAUACUGGGUAUUCUUGCUCUGCUGGUCUUUGUCCUGUUGGCACUCAAAAGGUUUAUUCCAAGGCACAGUACCUUCUGGAUCCUAAUGAGCGGCUGCUGGAUGUCCUCUCUCUAUUUUAUUUACUGCUUCAAAGAGAAUAUGCAGUGGUUGUGGUCUGAACACAGAAACUACUUGUUGGGGUAUUUUCUGGCUGUUGGAAUUACCAGCUUUGCCACAUGCUAUCAGCAUGGACCGCUUACCACUGAAGUGAGCAUAACCUUGUUUACAUGGACGCUACAAUUAACAGCCUUUGUCUUGAUUUAUUGUGGUGUCACCAUACCUCAAGUUGCAUAUGCGGUAAUAGCAGUCAGCCUCUGUUCCAAAGGCCUGGGUUACCCCCUUGGUGCUGCUUGUCACAUAGGCAGAAAAAUGAAGAACCACUUUAAAUCAAAAAAGUUAGUGUUUAAAUGCCUUACUGAAGAGGAAUAUCGAGAACAGGGUGAAACAGAAACUAUCAGAGCUCUGGAGGAGCUACGCUCAUUCUGCAGGAACCCUGACUUCCCAUCGUGGUUAGCUGUAUCCAAACUCCAGUCCCCACAUAGGUUUGCAGGUUUUGUUCUGGGAUCUCCCCACGUCUCACCUGCAGAAGCAAAGGCACAUGAUGAAGAAUACGGCAUUGGGAGCUUCUUCCUGGAAGAGCAGCUCUUCGAGACCAGGGCAGAAUCUGAGCAAGAUGAACCAGCCAAUUCCAUCCAUGAGGGAGAUGAGGAGGAUGAAGAUGAAAUGCAUAAACAAAUUUCAUUUCCAUACGCUACUGAGUUGCUCUGAGCUUUGGGAAAUAACCAAAAAAAGGAGAGAGGGAAAACACGUUUGUCCUAGAAAGGAAGGAUUACAGACUGAGAACUCGUGCUUGGUGAUUUCUUGUGGUUGCUGGUGGACAAACAAGGAUUUUUGAAAAAACUGUUUCUUGUAUCACUGAUGUUGCCCGAUUAGAGCCACAGAAGGAAACCACAGGGGCUGUUCAAGUGAAGAGGAUUCUCAUGCUACCGGUACUUUAACUGGGGAAGUAAACGUUGCUUGUUUCCAAAGCAGCCAAAGUCCCACCAGGAUGCCUUGUUUUUCCAAGGAUACUACCUCUAGAGAACAGAGAAUCUGUUUUGGCCCUUUUCAUUGUCAAGUCCUCUGUGCUGAGCACUAGAGGGUAGAGAAGCCAUUAUUAAGACUCUACUUUUCCUACGUACCCUAUGUGUCAACAAUUUUAAUAAUGCUGUUAGUGUGCUGAUAAACUAUUUUUAUUGUUUGUGGGACUUUUCAGUGCUAAAGAUCAAUAGAGAGUCAACACAGUUGAACGAGGUUUGUUUGCUCCUCUGGCCAGCCUUGCCGUCUGUUAGCCUCAUUUUGCCUUUCCACGUUUGUUUUAAGCCCCUCUCACUCUUCAGAACCCUGCCUGACUUUCCACCCUCUGUUGCAUUGCUCUGGUUUUGGUCUCUGCUCUAAUUAUACCGCACUUUGUUCUUUCCAUGUCUUUGUUUAUUUCUCUUCCCCCUUCUACAGGUCCCUCUCUGCUGAACCUUUCUUCAGUCCUCUGCUUCUCCACCUCUGACAGCUUCAGACGAUUUAGGAGAGGAUUUCCAUCCCCAAAUGUAUUUUCAGUAUUGCUUUCAAUUUCACUGUCACCUUACCUCAGACGGGUGCUGGCCUCCAUACCGGGCCUCUCAACAGCCCACAAAAGGUGACAAAGGCUGAGGCUGUUUCAGCUGCUCAGAGGAACUGCUGCCAGCAGCGCUGGAGUGAUGCUGUAAGCAUGUAAUUGGUAAUACAGAUAACCCACAUAUAGCUCCCACUGUCCUCAGAGACUCAAUACUUUGCUCAUUCAUUAGAAAGUGAAAAGUAAUUCCAAAACAAGGAGGGAGGGAUGCUUGGCUCCUACCUUCCCUUCUUCGGCCCUCUUUGGGACUUACCACAGGAGGUGUGCGGGGAGGAAAAGAACAGGGAGAGAAAUUUAGACAGUCAAAUGUGUUUCAGCUUACGGUUUACAGAAUCCUAGACUAGAGAGUAGAUCACGACCCCUCAAUUCACCCACCUGCAGAGUCAUUUCCCUCUUUUGUUUUUUAGACUAUCCCUGUAUUCUUCUGUCCUCACCUUGCUGUUUUCCUUUACUGUCUCUAAAUUGCAGAAAACAAAAGACCAUUAAUUGUGUCACUCCUGAUCUUACAAACCCACCGGUGUGGGUGGUGGGAAGCAGUUUGCUCUCCAGAAGGGCAUUUCAGAGCAGGAUAUAUUUGUUUUAAAAGGGAUCUCUUUUCAUUGCAACAUUCCCAGUGAUGCAGCAUGACUUCUGUGGUGCAUGCACUAUCGUGGCUUCUCAUUGUCUGUCGCUGGACAAGGGAGAAAAUGUUACCUCUAAGAGUGCUAAGAAGUGCUGCCAUACCACAUUCUAAGAGCUCCGCUGUAUAAAAGAGGACUCAGAGUUCAUGCUUGAAAGCCUUACUUACAUAGUCCUUCCUCCUUUAUAUUGCUUCAACGUUGCUUCAUUUUAAAAGACACUCAUCCAUUUUACAGUAGAAACACUUAACACCCUUUGGUGCCACACACUUAUAAAUCCAGAUACAGAAUCUAUAGCAUAUUUAGCAGAGAGAAGCCCUGUUGGGCAAGUAAUCCAAAAUACACUCACUGUAAAGUCCACAACCUUCAAAAAUAGAACAAGAGAGUUCUGUUCAGGAAGGGCACUAGCAGCAAGAGUCACCUCUAAGAGAGGCUGCUACUACCACAUUCACAGUUAAAUUGCCACCCACACUCUGAAGUCAGGCUUGGCUUGGCGGGUUCUGUCACUAGCAAGAAGCUGGAGGCAUUAGCUGUUGUGAAAACUGAGGAAAUCCUCAUCGUCUUUGAUGGUUUGGAAGCAGGCUGAAGAUUCACCCCUGACCAAUGAUCUUUGUCUACUAAAGACUAUUUUACCUUUGAGGUUGCCAUCAUGAAAAUGAAGUACUUACUUAAAAGUACUACAGAUUAGUCAAAAGGAUACUUGAAGAGAUGGCUUAAUGUUAAACGUUUUUUGCAUGUUUUGAGGUGCACAAGCUUUUUCAGUGUACUUUGUAGCUAGCUAAGAACUCCCAUCCAUGUGAUUUGAGGCCAAGGGGGAAGAUCAGAUUUAUCCUAGCUUAAACCCACAGUUUCUCUGGAUUUCUUGUCUUUGCUGAGGUAGUGAUGAUUAUCUUUCCAUAAGUACAUGAUAUGUAUUUACAUACAAUACCCCAGAUAAUACAUUAAGAUAAUAUUUUACGUAUGCAGUAUGUUAAAUUGAAAAGCCCCCCAAAAAUAGGCAAUUGCAUUUUUCAGACACUGUCCCUUUUUCUAAAUAAUUUAGAACAAUAGCACAUACACCUGUUCCCACAAGGAAAAAAAAAAUAACCCACAUUUUAUGGAGUUGUGAAGUCCAUCAUUUGCCAGGGAUGGGUAAAUAAUAUCCAGAGUAGAGCAGGAAACUACCAGGUACAUCCAGGACAGAAUUACAGCAACGUACGAGAAAGAUGACAGCUACUUCAGUGGACAGCUGAUACUGACCUUAGAAAGCCUCCCAUGCCUGUUCCAACGUUGGAAGCAUUUCAUAAACAAAACCCACCAAAACCAACUGCUGUCAUUUGAGCCCUUGGCCAACAGUGAGUUUACUUGCACAGUGCUCCUGUGAGAUGCGGAGAUUACACGGGUUUACUGAAAUACAGGUACUGCCCAGUGUUCAGCCAGAAUAUCUGUGAACAGAACCUAGAAAUUAACCAUUGCCUUAACCAUUAUAAAAGCUUUUCUUUCUUAACGAAGGAUAAGUGACAUUUAUCUUCUGUUUCACGGUGUUUAAGAAAAAGUUAGAUUUCAUAUUUAUUUUGUAUUCACAGUACAGCAUACUCGAUAUACUGUCUUUACUUUCAAGAGUUUUUUAAAUAAAAAUUUUUCAACUAUGUGGUACU